Molecule: messenger RNA, 285 nt
Organism: Rhodotorula toruloides NP11
Lineage: Eukaryota; Fungi; Basidiomycota; Microbotryomycetes; Sporidiobolales; Sporidiobolaceae
Exons: 3
Coding region: 1-285 (94 amino acids)
Source: RefSeq, a predicted model, not a curated record
AUGCCCCAGUCGUUCAAGUCGAAGCCCCCUGCGAACGUCCACAAGGCGAAAUCCUCGACGCAGAAGAAGGCGCAGCCCAAGGACCCGAAGAAGGGCGCCCGGACAAUCCCCCCGAAGAAGGCCAACCUCGUCACGAAGCAGCAAGUGCACCGAAGGACCACCUCCUCUCACGCCUCGGCUCUCGAGAAGGAGAUCGCUGCGCAAGCUAUGAGUCAUGGGAAGUUGACGAUCAUGCGGAAGGCGGCGGAGGAGGUCAAGGCGAGAGAGGAGAAGGCGAAGAAGUGA